Cheilinus undulatus (humphead wrasse) is the source of this 3942-nucleotide messenger RNA. It is a transcript of the gene acsbg2, whose product is annotated as acyl-CoA synthetase bubblegum family member 2. Lineage: Eukaryota; Metazoa; Chordata; Actinopteri; Labriformes; Labridae. The transcript is spliced from 15 exons. Gene Ontology annotation, cellular component: endoplasmic reticulum; membrane. Gene Ontology annotation, molecular function: long-chain fatty acid-CoA ligase activity. Bases 147 to 2450 code for a protein of 767 amino acids. The record is from RefSeq and is a predicted model, not a curated record.
UGUGCUUGCUCAAGUAGUAGAAACAGAGCACAGCCGGCAUAUUUGUGUGAUCGAAGCGGCAAACUGAAGCCACAGCAUUCAGAAAGAGGAACAAUUCAAGAGAAAAACCCUUUCAUACAAACUGGGAGAAGAAUACGUUUCCAGCCAUGCAAUUGACCGUGUGUGAACCCGGUACCAUGUCUGAAGCCGUGGUGAUGGAGCCUCAGCGAGCAGGCGGCUUCCUUGAGUCUUCAUGCGGUGCGGGGAGCAGUGCAGCAUCCCUGGAUGACGGCAUCAUGGAUACAGCAAAUGAGUCUUCAGAGGAAGAGUCUUCAGGGGAACGGGAAGAAGAGGUUGGUGCACAUGAUGAUGUCAACAGCAACACCAUGACAACAGAGGCCAUCGUUGAACAGACUUCCAACACACAAACAGUGAAAGCCGAGCGCCCAAACUCCCUGUCAGUGCCAGCAGCAGGAGAACCCGGCCUGUGGACGUCUGAGGGUGAUGCAGAGGUGAAACUGAGGAUGGGGGACUCUGGUCUGGCUGCAGAGACUCCUCUGACCAUUCACCAGAUGUUCAUCUCAGCUGUAGAGCGCUUUGGAGAUUACACAGCUCUGAGCUGGAAGGAGGGGGAGCAGCAGAAGACCCUGAACUACAGAGACUACUACCAGACCUGCCGGACAGCUGCAAAGAGCCUCCUUAAACUGGGUUUGCAGCGUUAUCAUGGCGUUGGCAUUCUGGGCUUCAACUCAGCCGAGUGGUUCAUCACUGAUAUUGGAGCCAUUUUGGCUGGUGGUUUUGCUGUCGGCAUCUACACCACAAACUCUCCUGAGGCUUGCCAGUAUGUAGCAGACAACUGUAAGGCCAAUAUUAUUGUGGUGGAGAAUCACAAACAGCUGCAGAAGAUCCUGCAGGUUGAAGACCAGCUGCCACACCUGAAAGCAAUCAUUCAAUACAAAGAUGCACUUAAAGAGAAGAGACCAAAUCUGUACUCAUGGGCUGAGUUCAUGGAGCUCGGCCGUGAUGAGCCUGAUGCACCGCUAGACGCCAUCAUCUCCAGCCAGAAGCCAAACCAAUGCUGCACACUCAUCUACACCUCAGGAACCACCGGGCAGCCCAAAGGAGUCAUGCUCAGCCAUGAUAAUGUAACAUGGACUGCACUUACCACCAGCCGUCACGUGCGCCUGACAGACGCCACAAAAGCUCAGGAGUCUGUGGUCAGCUACCUGCCGCUCAGUCACAUUGCUGCACAGAUGGUUGACAUCUGGGUCACCAUGAAGGUCGGAGGAUCGACGCAUUUCGCACAGCCAGACGCACUGAAGGGCUCUCUGGUCAACACUCUGAAGGAGGUGCGUCCCACAGCCUUCAUGGGUGUCCCACGUGUCUGGGAGAAGAUGCAGGAGAAGAUGAAAUCUGUUGGAGCCAAAUCUUCCACUGUACGCAGGAAGGUGGCUGCCUGGGCCAAAGAUGUCGGGCUGCAGACAAAUCUGACAAAGAUGAAUCAAAACGGAGUGGCUGGCCGUGCACCACUGAGUUAUCAAAUUGCCAGAAAACUUGUCUUCAAGAAGGUGCGUAAAGCCCUUGGUCUGGACCGCUGCAACAAGUGCUACACAGGCGCUGCCCCCAUCACCAAAGACACCCUGGAGUUCUUCCUUAGCCUGGAUAUCCCUCUGUAUGAGCUGUACGGCAUGAGCGAGAGCACAGGACCUCACACCGUCUCCGUCCCUGAAGCCUUCAAGCUUACUAGCUGUGGGAAAGAGAUGCCAGGAUGCAAGACAAAGCUGUACAACCCUGAUGAGGAGGGAAACGGGGAGAUCUGUUUCUGGGGCCGCCACGUCUUCAUGGGUUACCUCAACAUGCCCGAUAAGACAGAGGAGGCUCUCGAUGCAGAGGGCUGGCUGCACUCAGGAGAUCUGGGCAAACACGACCAGAAUGGUUUCCUCUUUAUCACUGGAAGAAUUAAAGAGCUGAUCAUCACAGCAGGAGGUGAAAACAUCCCUCCUGUUCCCAUCGAGGACGCAGUGAAGGAGGCUGUGCCACUUAUCAGUAACGCCAUGCUGAUCGGAGACAAGAGGAAGUUUCUGGCCAUGCUGCUCACCAUUAAGUGCCAGGUAAAUCCAGACUCAGGUGAUCCAGAGGAUGAGCUGACACCAGAGGCUUUAGAAAUCUGCAGGAAGCUGGGCAGUACCGCCACACGCGUUUCUGAGGUCGCAGGAGGACGAGACCGGGCGAUUCAUGCCGCCAUUCAGGAGGGAAUCAACCGAGUCAACGAGAAGGCAACCUCCAACGCUCAGCGUAUCCAGAAGUGGGUCAUUCUGGAUCGGGAUUUCUCCGUUUCAGGAGGAGAGCUUGGCCCGACCAUGAAGCUGAAGCGGCCAGUGGUGGUGAAGAUGUACAAAGAUCAGAUUGAAAACUUCUAUAAGGAACUGCCAACUCCGACCACCCCUGACAACCCACUGCCUCCUAAGUAAAUCUGCUGCUCCUCCACCUGCAGGGAGAACCAACACUGUCUGUAUCAAUAUGAUGGACUGAACACCUCAUUAUCCCACCUUUUCUCUCCCAGCAGCAGGUUUCCUUUUGUAAAAAUGUUUUGGUUGCCUUAAGUUUUGCUCGUUCUGUCUUUGGUUUACAUUUGUGCUCUGUGAAAAGGAAAUCAAACAUAUGAAGCCAUGUUGAAGACAUUAAUAAGCUUAACUGACUAUUUAUUAUUUGGAUGAUAUCGGAUAGAUGAAGUAGCAUCAGCUGUAUGUAAGAAAAGUUGUUUAUUGCACUGAAUUACUUGAGCAAAAGUGACAGAAUCCAAAAAGUUCACCUGGGUAAUUUGUGUUUUCGAACAUGUUUUUCUUAAUUUAUUUUGAGUUUGCCAAAGUUUAAGCAAGCCAAAUCAGCUUCAAAUGAAGAAACAUUUCUGUUGAGGGCUUCACAUGAAAUUCAGCUAGAAUAUCCAAUUUUUACCUUUUACAUGUGUAACUUUCAAACAUCUCUUAAAGAAACGAGCAUUUAACGUAUCAAUGUGUGCAUUUCUUCGUGUUUCAUAAAACGCUUCCAGAUUUAAUUAGUCAUUCUGUAAAAAGAAGUCAUUGAAGCCAUAUUUUGCCUUUUGUAAUUGUAACGUCCGUCUGAUUUUUAUGCUGACUUGCUGCAGCCUGCACACCUGCCUGGUCCUGUUAAAUCAAACAGCCCUUCUGUGUGUAGACUUGCUGUGUUUGUGAAAUACUGUAAAUAUGUUCUGCUUUUCUCAUCAUCAUUCGCUUGUCUUUAUGUAAAUUUAUUUUAAAGGUGGUUCUUAUGCCAUUUAUUCCCAAAAAUCAGUCAUUUUAAUCCAUUUAUUGCACUCAAACAGAGGACACAAAGGUACACAAACAGGAAAUGAACAUAAAAUAAGUUAAAUGUAGGUGAAAUGAAAUAUACCAGCUACAUUACAGCUGUUUUUAUUGGUCUGUUUCCAUCUUUAAUGUUAAAAAUCUCAAUGAAAUCUUAAGAGCUGACUUUGUAUAUGAAGUAAUUGUAAAUAUAAAGCAUAUGUUAAGAGUUUGUAGCACUCUGGGAGCUUAAAGUGAAGGUUAAAAUUUGCUGACGUUCAGGGUAAACUGAGAUUUAAACUGGUUUGUGUAAAAAGUGACCAGUGAGGAAAUGAUGGAGAAUCAGUGUGCUAGGCUUUGUGAGUUUCAGGCUGUUUUAACUUUUUUCAAACCAAUAUUGUCCAUCCAGAAAAUAAAACCGCCUGUUGCAAAGAAAGGGUUUGUAUUACGGAAAUGAAUGACCAAUAAUCCAUAUUUUAUGGGAGGAAAACUUGAAACUCACAAGACUCCUGACAGAACACUGAAUUCACCUGACCCCAAACAGCUGUUACUGUUAUUUGUUGUGAACCAUAUCAGGGUUGAUAAAAGGAAAUACGCACGAAGCAGGCCUGUGAAUAUUUGUGUGUUUGAUCAGUUAAUGAAUAAAAGUUGUUUAACCUGA